Molecule: messenger RNA, 3802 nt
Organism: Neodiprion fabricii
Lineage: Eukaryota; Metazoa; Arthropoda; Insecta; Hymenoptera; Diprionidae
Product: SET domain-containing protein SmydA-8-like
Exons: 9
Coding region: 274-1851 (525 amino acids)
Molecular function (GO): protein binding
Source: RefSeq, a predicted model, not a curated record
AGGUAUUGCACAGUAACAGACCGUAAGAAUCUAUGUAGUCCACGUCUCUACUAGCGCGGCUCGCACGCGUUAAUACUCGUGAGUGAAAACGGAAUUAUUGUGUUUUAUUUGUUCCAACAAUAGAACUUCGGACAGAUUAAAGUUGGGCAAGUUGGUUCCACGCUACCAGCGAUAAGUACGUUCCAGUUUUAAUUUUAAAAACAGCCACGAUUCUUCCAAGCUACAAUAGGAUCGUCGACCUACCAAUCUAUUGUUAUACAAUACCUAUAGAUCAUGAGUGCUGAAUCGCAGGAGCUGUGCACUGUAUGCGGAAUGGCAGCAGAGCACAAGUGCAGCGCUUGCAAAAGCGUUUUUUACUGCAGCAGAGAGCACCAAAAGUCCCAUUGGAAGGUUCACGGGAAGAAGUGUAUUCCUUAUAAGAUCGCGACUAACGAAGUUCUCGGACGACACUACGUGGCCAUAAGAAACAUCAAUGUUGGCGAGGUGGUCUUCCAGGAGAAGAAGGCCCUCGUCGAAGGACCCCCGCUGGAAACGGGGCCAGUCUGCUUAGGAUGCUACGCAGUGCUUACUCCAAAAUCUGCGGUACCAUGCGUCAAGUGUGGCUGGCCGUUAUGCGGACUGUGUAGAGAUCACGGGCCAGAAUGCGAAUUCACGGUCAAGUAUAAAGACGAAAAGGUAUCAAUUACGGAUUUUGUUUUUCCGCACCCCACCUAUCGCUGUAUCACAACGAUAAGAGCCUUGCACUUGCGCGAAGCAGAUCCGGGUCUAUAUGAGAAAUUUUUAAAUCUUGAAGACCACGCCGAGGAACAGGAGCGCACCUCUUUAUUCACGCCUCGUUUCGUCGCGCAAUUCAUUAAGAGGUUCUUCAAGAUUGACGUUACGGAACAAGAAGUUGCAAAAGUCGUCGGCAUUCUGCAGGUGAAUGGUCAUGAAGUGCCAUUAACCGAGCCUGCUUAUAUCGCGGUUUACGAUAUUUCGUCCAUUGUUGAGCACAGCUGCAGAGCAAAUUGCUCCAAGAGCUUCACCAGUAACGGUGGCAUUGUUGCUCGAGCUGCAAUACCCAUAAAAAAAGGCGAUCAUAUAACGAUAUGUUACACCGAUCCUCUCUGGGGCGUUGAGAAUAGGAGACAUCAUUUGGCACAGACGAAAUUUUUCCAGUGCAUGUGCGAACGAUGCAUCGAUCCUACAGAAUUUGAAACUAUGUACAAUGCUAUCAAAUGCUGGAAUGCUGAUUGCAAUGGACACGCCCUUCCGAAAACCUUCAUUAAAUCUGGAAAUGAAAGGCCAGAUUACACAUGCAACGCAUGUUCAAGUACUAAGAGUUUUGACGCGGUCGAAGAAAUGAUGGAGCAAAUCGGAAUACAUUUGUCACAGAUGAAGAAAAACGACAUGGAACAAUGUAGAAAAUUUAUUCAAGAAUACGGCAAAUUUCUCCACGAAAAUCAUUAUUAUAUUACGGACGUUAAAUUGGCUUUGGCUCAAUUAAUUGGCCAGGAAAAUCCUGGUUUACCUGGAAUCAGUGACGAUUUAUUGCAAGAAAAAAUAUCGCUGUGCAAGCACGUCAGUCAGCUUUUAAAAAAGCUUGUUCCCGCGGAGAAUAGAGUUCUUGGAUUAGUCCUCUUUGAACUACACGCUGCAAUUGCUGAGUGUGGGCGCAGACUGGACCCUGGAGAGCUACGAGAGGCUCUACUGGAAUCAAAGCGAAUAUUAGCCGAAUCGUACGAGUUACUAAAGUAUGAACCAGAGGCACUUCCAGAGGGGAAAAUAGCAGUACAAGCUCAUAAGAAUCUUCAGGAUAUAGAAACGAUUCUGAAAGUAAUGCAUCAGAACAUCAGUAUGCCGCCAAUGUAAAAAUGAUAUUCUACAAUCGUUAAGUGAAUUUGUAAUCUUCCUAAUUGAUUGUCUUGUAAUCAUGAUUGUUUGUACAUAUCAAAAACUCACGUACCAAUACAAUUACCUGAGAACAUAUUUUUCGUCUCGUGAGAAACCUGACUCUUCCAUUCUUCUCAAAAUCAGUUGUAGUAGUCAUAGAUCGGCGAGCAUCAGGAUGUUAAUCGGGGUAGGCAGCGAUAUAUUUGUCCAUUAAUUGUGAUAAAUCCUCAAGCUUGGGGCUAGACUUCAAUACAUGUACGUUUUACUUUAUUCGUGUGCAAUAUUACAUAGUACUAUAUUAUAGUUAUAGUAAACUAAAUUACAUAUUCAGUGAAGGCACAUGUCGUCCCGUACUUGCGGGCUACAAUCGUUUCAAUUAAAGUUUUCAAUGCCAUGUCCGAUUAUUCUGCACGUAGAAAAGCAAUGUUUUCAUACUAAUCACAAAUUCACGUGUCGCAACAACAUUAUUCGAGGAGUUCGUCAGUUAUAAAACAACAAUCUUAGAUUUUCUUUUGCAAUUCGACAGGCCGAAAAUCAUUCGCGAUAGAUCCUCACUUGUUUUAACAUCAGUUAAUUCUUUGUUGUAACUAAAAUGUACGUUAAGUUGAGUUCAUUACAAACAUCCAACAUAACACAGGAUAUAUUACCUUCACAUCGAAGAUUGUCAUCUUAUUACAUAAACACAUUACAAACCCAGUCACUAUUUCCGUCGGAAUCAAUCGAAGUAGUAGCAUAUUAUCUGGCGAAGAAUGCAUACUUAUAUUCUUCUCAGCACCCAGCUAUUAAUACAGAACUGUCUGAUAACCAUUUAUCCAUUUACACUAAAAUCUUCGUAUACAGUGCGCACACGAUGACGGCAAUAAGUUAAUCAGAAAUUUGGAAACUGGAUUUUGGAACUGAUUGGGUAGAAUAGUGUGGGUUGGAAAUGAUUUAUGUGACACACAGAAUAGAUAAGCAAGGUCGUACAUACUCAAAUUAGUUGACCGUGUUCACUAAAUGAACAGUCAAAUACUGAUUCCGGAUGGUAUAAGCAAGCAUCCCUUUAAUCUCCGCAAACUACGUUGUUGGUUCUUAAUUCUGUUUCAUUUUAUUUACAAAUAUAGUAGGUCUAAACUUUUUUUUCGCCAUAUUUUAUACACCUAGCGUGGAACAUCUUUUGGUCACUCCAAGUUCAUUAGUGCACACGUUUAAUCACGUUUUCAAUAAUUAUACAGUAAUAGUUAGGACUGCGGCUCAUGUUCGCCCGUCCGUUUUUCUGUAUGGUGAUGGAUAAGAUUUAAAAUUUUCACAUGAAUUAACAGAGUGACGUAGACGAGGGUUUCUAAGUUAAAACAUUAAACGAUAUAACAUACUAACAUUAACUACUAGCGUUAAAAUGCACAUCUUAUUUUACAUUAUAUUUUUUUUAUCUUUACGCUAAUGCAGUGACCAGGAUUUUUGUUUUACACAGUUUAAUGCAGAUAGAACCUUUCAAUAUUAUACUGUAAGUGAAAACAGAGAUGAGAAAAUUACACCUCAAUCCGAAUGAGUGUAAUAUACAAUAGAUAUUAAACAUAGAUAGCUAUGGUUAAAACGUUGCAGCUAAUAAAGAAUACUCCAGCAAUUAAUUUAUUAUUUAACCUGAUAACUGCAUUCACUUAUAGUUUGUAAGGUUUAAACUUUUAAUAUGUAUUUUUUACUUUUUUUUCGUUUAUUUUUAUUCUUCACUUCGAAGUCUCGGUUAAUGUAUUGAUAAGCAUAUUCAAGUCUGUAUCAUGAUUAAAAAUAUACAUAUUAUCUUAUGUAAGUCAGGGAAAAAAGAACCGCCAACAAAUUAAAAUCAAAUCGACCGUCGACGACGUGUAAACUUGAGCGUAUCUGAUAUUCAAUACAUAAUAUAAUUUCUUUUCCCCUUUUUUUUUGUUUUGUUCUAUUCACUCUAACAGAUUUA